Daucus carota subsp. sativus is the source of this 2470-nucleotide messenger RNA. Its product is annotated as protein MAIN-LIKE 2. Gene Ontology annotation, biological process: meristem development; meristem maintenance. The record is from RefSeq and is a predicted model, not a curated record. The coding region runs from base 137 to 2239 and encodes 700 amino acids. NCBI's taxonomy places the organism in Eukaryota, Viridiplantae, Streptophyta, Magnoliopsida, Apiales, Apiaceae. The transcript has 5 exons.
AUGUUCGCCCAAAAAAAACUGAAAAAGUUGUGAAUAUUGGGAGCUUUUUGUCAUUUUUUCAGUACCUUCCGCGCUCCUCUACUUAAUCCCUGAGAAUAUUACUCUUAAAUAAAUCACUCAAGGGUAGGAAUUAUCUAUGCUUCUCUUCAGUGAGUCCAUAUAUUUUCUAUCCCUUAUUAUAUGUUUGCGAGGAUUAAAAUGUUCGAGCUUUAAAAAUUUGAUAUUCAUCAAAAUUGUUCUUGAUUCAUAUCAUUAUUAUUAUUUCUUAAGUUACCUGUUUGUCACUAAUCCUAUCCAGUUUGGAUUAUAUGAGAUGAUGGAAAUGUAUGGAAGCACUCCAGGAUGCAAUCCUGGACCAAUUGAUGAUUCUGUAUUGCAUGAUCAGGAUAAGCACGUCUCUUCAGCAGUGUGGGAGGGGCAGGAGCGUGGUGCACUAAGAUGUCACGAACACACUUCAAAGCUUGAUCAGUGGAGACUCACUCCUAAACAGAUUGAGUUAAUCACUAAUGCUGGAUUUGGCUACUUGAGAUUGAUACCAGCAAUCAGUUUGGACAACCCUCUCAUAUCUGCUUUAGUUGAGAGAUGGAGGAGGGAAACAAACACUUUCCAUUUUACUGUUGGAGAAAUGACUGUGACUCUAGAAGAUGUUGGUUUCUUACUUGGGUUACCGAUUGAUGGAGACCCAGUUAUAGGGGUAACUUAUACAAGCUGUGAAGCAGUAUGUAUGAAGUAUUUAGGCAGAGCACCAGACUCUGGUUCCACAAGUGGCGGGAUGGUGAAGCUCAGUUGGUUAAAAGAGACCUUCUUCUGGUGUCCGGAGGAUGCAAAAUUUGAAGAUAUUGAGCGACAUACACGCGCCUAUCUUCUUUACCUUGUUGGUAGUACAAUUUUUUCUACCACAACUGGUAAUAAAGUACCUGUUAUGUACCUUCCAUUAUUUGAAAAUUUUAUAUUAGCUGGGAAGUAUGCAUGGGGUGCAGCAGCAUUGUCAUUCUUGUAUAGAGCCCUGGGUAAUGCAUCUUUAAAGUCUCAGAGCACCAUUAGUGGCUGUUUAACAAUGCUACAGUGCUGGAGCUACUACCGUCUGAGUGUUGGCCGCCCAAAGCUUAAGCAAGAACCAAAGCAUGAUUGCUUUCCGUUUGUACUUAGAUGGAAAGGAAAACAAUGUGGUGCAACCAACCGUGAUGUGGCCUUCUACCGUAAGGCUUUAGAUUCUUUGAAGCCAUCUGAUGUUGAGUGGUGCCCUUACUCGAAUAUAAGUCUUGUGGCUAUACCGUAUGACAUAAGAAACAAUCUGAUUCUUGGGAGAUCAAAUACAAUGUUAAUUUGCUUUGACAAGGCAGAAAGGCACCUUCCGGAUCGCUGCUUAAGGCAAUUUGGCAUGCAACAACCAAUACCACAAGAUGUGCAGAGGUGGGAGAGGAAGAGCCGUGGAGUGGAUGGGGGUGUGGACUUGGCAGGAAAAAUGGAAUCAGAACUGACAGAAUGGGUGGAUCGUCAUCUUCGAGUUGUGGACAUUGAUGAAGAUGUGGAUGAGAGUGAGUAUAUGCCUUGGUAUCUAAAUAUCACUCGGAAAUUAGUUGGGAGGCCUGUGCCAAUAACAUCUGAAUUUCAAAGAAUGAAUGUUGCACUGAGGGACAUUGCACAUGUGGUGGAUAUGCUUUCAACACAGGGGAUGGAUGAUCAUCAAAUAAAUGCAGUGGCAAGGAUAAGGUAUCUUGCUCACGAGUGUUUGAGGGACCAUGGAGGAAGUCUGAUUGUAGAAGUUGCUAACCCGCAAGAUGAUAUUGUAAAAAGGAUCAGAGGAAAGGAGAGGGUAAGAAGGAAAAGUGCAGGAAAACGGAAGCGGAAAGAGCACCUAGGACUCUCCCAUGUAGAAACUGAGGGUGUCCGGUCAGGCUUGUGUGUAGUGCAGAUGGAAGCGGAUCAAUCGCCAUUAUACCAUUUAAACAGUGAGUUGGAUCAUUCACAGCUAUGUCUCCCUGCCAGCGAGGGUGAGGAUGCUGAACUGUGUUAUUUGCCUAAUAAGGUUGUAGAAACACAAGGUUGUCUUGAGAAUCAAGUUGAUGACUCACACUUCAAGCAUGCAGUGGAGGCAGUUGAUGAGACUCAGUAUGCUCAUAUGAUCAGUGUCAAUACUUCAGUGCCGUCGAAUGCCGACCUCGCUGUUGUCUCACAGUCCUCCCUAGAAUCUAGCAAGGACGUUGAGCAUCAAAAUGACUAUAGUGUUCUUGUAUAGAGAACCAAAGACGUCGUUCUUCAAUUUGUUCAUUUCAUUUGUUGCUUAAGUAUAGCAGGUAAGUCCGCCUUAGAUAUACUAUUAGAUCUGCAUAUGCAAACAGCCAUGACUUGCAACGCUCUGAUGUGAUUGUUACCGACAUUGCCAGAAAACCUUGAAAAUUUGGAACUACCUUACUGGCCUGUAAUCUAUCCUUGAUAAAAUCAUAUCAUUAGCUUUCUUAGUUUUCAA